Messenger RNA from Thelazia callipaeda (thelaziosis nematode), 906 nucleotides. The record is from the annotation of a GenBank genome assembly. Lineage: Eukaryota; Metazoa; Nematoda; Chromadorea; Rhabditida; Thelaziidae.
AUGUUUUCUUGCUAUUUUCAGGAAUCAAAAUACACUUAUAUCCCUGUUCAAUCUGAAGAUGAGCCAACAUUGCUCAACUAUACUGCACAGUAUAGAAAGAAUGAACUGAGACUAAAGCAUUUUGCUGGGGAAAGCCAGGCAGCGACUGCACACGUAGCUCGAGCAGAUCGACCCAACCCUAAUUCUGAAAAAUUGUGCCUGUUCUUGGAAGAAGCACAACAUUUUCUAGUAAAUUCUGUUUCCAUUCUUUUCUCUGCUCUUUUCUGUUUGUUAUGGCAAUGUUAUGAUGCGACGAUGGAAGUGAAUGGCGGAAGUACAAAUGCAAGCAGUUGCGACAACAAUCGACAUCCAACGAUGCCAGAACGGUGGAUAUGGACUUUUCACAUCGCAGGACCUCCAAGAAGCGAAAAAGAACGACAUGCUCAUGCCAUCCCUUGUUGCAGUACUUCUGGAGCAACGAAGACGAAACAAGGGAAGAAAGUGAAGGUUGACACACAUGGCAUGAAUGUAGCGGAACAAAAGCCCAACUCGAAAAUGGGAGACGAUGAAUAUCUAGAAGAAUUCGUUCCAGACUCUGAAGUGCACAAUGCUUUUUCAUCUGAAGCCAAAUUUUGGAAGAUAGUUUCCUAUCUGUAUAAAAUGACUAGGCGGAUCUGCUUGGAUGGAGAGGAACAGGACCCAUGGUUCUACAAAGGAACAAUGUAUCUGAUUUCUAAAUAUGUCCCAAACAAAGGUGCAAGAGAGCAGGCACUUUUGAACCUGGCGAUCUGCAGAGAGCAUAGAAAUCAAUUAUUCACCACGUGGUACGACGUUGAAAAAGCGUUCGAUUCAAUGGUCGGUUACAUUGGAAAGCAAUGGAGAAACCAUAAUGGAGAGAAAUAUAUAGCGGGGAAUCCUUCAAGGUGA